Molecule: messenger RNA, 1600 nt
Organism: Patella vulgata (common limpet)
Lineage: Eukaryota; Metazoa; Mollusca; Gastropoda; Patellidae
Exons: 3
Coding region: 232-1281 (349 amino acids)
Biological process (GO): G protein-coupled receptor signaling pathway
Cellular component (GO): membrane
Molecular function (GO): G protein-coupled receptor activity
Source: RefSeq, a predicted model, not a curated record
GAUUAUAUUCACCUCAGGGCUAAAAAAAAAACCUUUGACCUUUGGCCCACGUGAUUGCACCACUGACAAGAGAGGAGUUAUUACUAGAGGCAGUGGUUGACAAGUUAGCGAACCAUAUGAUAACGUGGAGAAAUAGGGUCACACACACGUACUGUAUAAAGAAAGAGAUGAUGUUGAUGAUAUCCAGUGUUAAUAUUAAUACUAGGUGUUGAUAGAUAUUACAUAGACAAGAUGGAUGACGGUGUUUAUGAUAAAUCUGUCAUCCCGACAGAUGUCCACCAUUUCAGUAACACCAAUAUUGGUCAGUUGUGUUUGACAAUAUGGACGCUCGGCAGCCAUCUUGCUUUGAUAGGCUUCAUUUUAUGUUGCAACAGGCUUCGUAAAAAUCCCAAGAAUAUCUUAAUCGUAAAUAUUUCGUUGACAAAUUUGAUGGUGGGACUUUUUAUCGUGCCCUUUUUGGUGCAUCUUCAAAUCAACGCUUAUCUCCCUUGUCCAUUACGAAUUGCGCUGAAGCUCUUCAACGAUUAUCUGCACGUGUUUGUAUUCCUUUUAACGGUACUGAGUCUGGUCAUUGAACGAAGUAUAUUUGUGAUAAAGGACGGAUCAUUCACUACCCCGGUAAGAUGGGGUUUGACCAUAAUUCUCUUCUUGGCACCCUGGAUUAUCGGAGUCAUCAUCAUUCUCCCGCUUUUCUACGUGGGGAUGGGAGAAGCCGACCCCGAGCGAGAAUGCGUCUACAUGGGUGAUAAGAACUAUUUCAUAGCGGCUCAAGUCAUGAGUUACAUAUUCCCUGGUUUGCUCAUCGUUCCUGUAGCCUUGUCGACGGGCGUGUACCAUGUUAGAAAGAACGAAUUGAAACCGCUGGAGAAAGUGUUGAUCCUGUUAAAGAGAGAAGCCGUUAUGGUCAUCUCUCUCGUCACCGUGUUCUCACUUAUCAUGGAAGUCCCUUCCUUCGUUGUGGGCAUGCUCAACGCCACUCUGUCCUGCACGGCACCUUUCUGUAUCGGUCUAAAAGGCGUUGAGAUUGCGCUUUGGGUUCGCAUUGUGAAGAUCUCCUUUUUUCCCUUCCUGUGGUUGGCGUACAGCGAUAUUAGAAGCUGUUUGCCUUGUGUUUGUUUUACUAAGUUGGACUAUAUUAUCGAUCACAACCGUGAAUUACGCGCGAUCGAGGCCACCUCUGAUGAUACAGAACCUUUGAAAUACAGCGACACGGCUCUGUCGGUUUGGGGAGCUGCGAGACGUGGUGAUGCACGAGGACGAGAUGAAGAAUAUGUGAUAUAAACAAAUAUAUAUUUAUAUAUAGAUAGAUAAAUAGUGUGUGUGUGCGUGCGCAUUGAUAAUGGCUUCUUCGACACUUCAUGCUAGUCUUAAGACAAUUUUAACUGUGUUUAUCGACAACGGAAAUGACGUACGUGACAGUGUGGACACCAAACCACCACUAAGUACAUCGUAGGCUAAUGGUUUCCAACCUUUUCCCACUCGCAGGACUCAAGGGACUUUUAAGAAAUCCACCAGGACUGAUUUGCAACUUUCGAAAUUUAAUACUUUAAAAGGUCUAACAUGCGCCGUCUUUAGCAAGCGCCAUUUUAACAGGCGCCAU